CACAGGUUGAACGACAAAGAGCCCCCGCCAGCAGCAGUCCCGAAGGUGGCGGGCUGGCCAGCCCUCUGCGCUCCAUUCGAACCCUGCAGUCUAGCCUUGGCUGUGGGCAAUGCAGCUCCUCACAUCAAUCUCAAGUCAUCAGAGGGCCAGAGGGGAAGCGACUCCCCAAGGUCACCGGGCACCAUGACUCGACUCUUCGGUCAGGUCAGUGGCCGACACCUGACCACGGGGCCCGUGGAUCGGCUGGAAGACGCAGUCCCCAGCGCCUCAAGGUCCCCUUCACCAAGACCACGCAGGUGUAUAUGGAGACCACCACCCUCUGAAAUCGAAGAAGAAUAUUUUCCUUAGGUACAUGCGGGUGCUUGGAGUUCAGCAUUUAUUGAACCCCAAGCUACAACAGAAGCUGGAAAAGCCCAGACGAAUAAACAGGGGCCCCGUCUUCAGGAAACUUCUAGACCCUCCGCAGACAGCGAUUGCCUCCACUAGCAGGACAGCACGCGCAGCAGACGAACAGCAGGGGGCAGUAGAGGCCCAGCUCGGCCCCGUGGAGGACCUGGCUGAAGCUAGGAUGGAGGCUCUCGCGUCCAUUCGCAUCUGCGGCUUGGAAGGCGGCCUUUCUGUCAUUCCCCUUUCUUGGGGUCUAGGGAAGAAGAAAAACAAAAACAACCAAAAAAAAAUCACCGGGCGCGGUACUGCAGGCCUGUAAUCCCAGCGACUCGGGGGACAGGAGGGUCUCAAAUUAUCGAGGACAGUCUCAGCAAUUUAGGGAGACCCUGUCUCAAAAUUAAAAAAAAUAAAAUAAAAAGGGCUGAGGAUGUAUUUCAGCGGCAAAGUAUUGACAGGGUUCAAUACCCAGUCCCCAAAAAAGAAGGAGGAGAAGAAGAAAGAUCCUUUCAUACUACUACGGUAGAUAAAUCCGGAGUGAAGACUUUGGACUCCGGCGGUGGCUUUGCCCCACGGUUUCUCUUAAAGAGCCACUGCGCCCUCCAGCGGAGGAACGGCAGCGGAACCGCGGAGGGGCACUGCAGUCUGGAGCACCUUAACAUCCUUCUCCUGAAGGAGCGGGGCGGUCCCGGGUCUCGCCCCCGACGCGACUUCAUCCUUGUGCACAGAUUGGCUGGGACCUGUGCGUGAAGACGUUGCGUCGCGGGGCGGGGCGGGCAAGCGGUGUCCGUAGGGCCUCAGCAGCCUGUCUUCAGCCGCUGCCCCUGCUGUCCCUCCGCUUGUGUCUGUCGCCUGCUUUUAGAGGAUACAGGCGACAGCCGGGGCUUUCAGGUGGUCGCGCAGCGGCCAAAAGCCUACGCGGAGCCGCCUUGUCAGCCAGGCGGGUUUUCUCGGCCGGGUCCCGGUCGAGGGGAAAAUGGCGCCGGCGCCCCUAGGCGUCCGGGAGGAGCAGCUCCCGGGGUGUCGGUCCGGACCCCUUUCCCGGCUUCUCUUCCUCGCCCAGGCAGUCCUCCUGCUGCCCGUCGCCUGGGCAGGCCUCUGCCCCGCACCCUGCUCCUGCCGCAUUCCUUUGCUGGACUGCAGUCGCAGAAAGCUGCCCGCGUCGAGCUGGAGGGCGCUGUCGGGCCCGCUGCCCCCCGACAUCGCCACCCUGGAUUUGAGCCAUAAUCGGUUAUCUGACUGGAACAUCAGCUUGGAAUCGCAAACUUUACAGGAAGUGAAAAUGAAUUACAAUGAGCUAACAGAAAUCCCAUAUUUUGGAGAACCAACAUCUAAUAUCACUCUACUUUCAUUAGUUCAUAAUUUAAUCCCAGAAAUAAAUGCAGAGGCUCUCCAGUUUUACCCUGCUCUUGAGAGUUUAGACCUCAGCUCCAAUAUAAUAUCAGAAAUCAAGGCAUCUUCAUUUCCUCGAAUGCAACUUAAAUACCUGAAUUUGAGUAAUAAUAGGAUAACUACUUUGGAGGCUGGUUGCUUUGAUAAUUUAUCCAGUUCCUUAUUAGUGGUAAAGUUGAACCGGAACCGACUUAGUAUGAUUCCACCUAAGAUCUUCAAGCUACCUCACCUUCAAUUCCUGGAACUUAAAAGAAACAGGAUUAAAAUUGUGGAAGGUCUUACAUUCCAAGGGCUUGACUCCUUAAGAUCUUUGAAAAUGCAGCGGAAUGGAAUUAGCAAACUUAAGGAUGGAGCAUUUUUUGGUUUGAAUAAUAUGGAAGAAUUAGAACUAGAACACAAUAAUCUUACACGAGUGAACAAGGGGUGGUUGUAUGGCUUACGAAUGUUACAGCAGCUGUAUGUGAGCCAGAACGCUAUUGAAAGAAUCAGCCCUGAUGCAUGGGAGUUCUGCCAAAGACUAUCUGAACUUGAUUUGUCUUAUAAUCAGCUGACUCGCCUGGAUGAAUCUGCCUUUGUGGGUCUGAGUUUACUGGAGAGAUUGAAUUUAGGAGAUAACAGAGUCACUCACAUUGAUGAUGGUGUGUUUAGGUUUCUUUCCAAUCUUCAGACACUAGACUUAAGAAACAAUGAAAUUUCAUGGGCCAUAGAAGAUGCUAGUGAAGCCUUUGCUGGACUCACAAGUCUUACUAAAUUAAUCUUACAAGGAAAUCAGAUUAAGUCAAUUACAAAGAAAGCAUUCGUUGGUCUUGAAUCCCUUGAGCAUUUAGAUUUGAACAACAAUGCUAUAAUGUCUAUCCAAGAAAAUGCUUUUUCUCAGACUCACUUGAAAGAACUGAUUCUAAACACAAGCAGUUUGCUCUGUGACUGUCAUUUGAAGUGGUUACUUCAAUGGCUGGUUGAUAAUAACUUUCAUCAUUCUGUAAAUGUGAGCUGUGCACAUCCUGAAUGGCUAGCAGGGCAAAGCAUCCUGAAUGUGGACCUGAAAGAUUUUGUCUGUGAUGAUUUUCUCAAGCCACAGAUAAGGACACAUCCUGAAUCCACAGUUGCUCUAAGAGGAGUUAAUGUGUCUCUGACAUGUACUGCAGUGAGUAGCAGUGAUUCACCCAUGUCCACUGUGUGGCGCAAAAAUAGUGAAAUCCUAUAUGAUGUGGAUAUUGAGAAUUUUGUUCGUUACCGGCAGCAAGCUGGAGAAGCUCUGGAAUAUACUAGUAUUUUACAUCUUUUCAAUGUGAAUUUCACAGAUGAAGGAAAAUACCAGUGUAUUGUUACUAAUCAUUUUGGUUCCAAUUAUUCUCAAAAAGCCAAACUGAUAGUGAAUGAGAUGCCAUCUUUUCUGAAAACUCCAAUGGAUCUGACUAUCCGCACUGGUGCCAUGGCCAGAUUAGAAUGUGCUGCAGAGGGGCACCCUGUACCUCAGAUUUCCUGGCAGAAAGAUGGUGGUACUGACUUUCCUGCGGCUCGAGAAAGACGCAUGCACGUCAUGCCUGAGGAUGAUGUCUUCUUCAUUGCCAAUGUGAAAAUAGAAGACAUGGGAAUCUAUAGUUGCAUGGCGCAAAAUAUAGCAGGAGGCCUCUCAGCAAAUGCCUCUCUAACAGUUUUAGAGACACCCUCAUUUAUUAGACCUCUGGAAGACAAGACAGUAACCCGAGGUGAAACGGCUGUAUUACAGUGCAUAGCUGGAGGAAGUCCUGCUCCACGCCUCAAUUGGACUAAAGAUGAUGGACCACUGCUGGUGACAGAGAGACACUUCUUUGCUGCUGCCAACCAGCUUCUCAUCAUUGUAGAUGCUGGACUAGAAGAUGCCGGGAAAUAUACCUGUAUCAUGUCUAAUACCCUUGGGACAGAACGUGGCCAUAUUUACCUAAAUGUCAUUUCAUCCCCCAAUUGUGACUCUUCUCAGAGUAGCAUUGGGCAUGAAGAUGAUGGCUGGACUACAGUUGGCAUUGUCAUCAUUGUUGUGGUCUGCUGUGUUGUGGGCACCUCUUUAAUCUGGGUCAUUGUUAUUUACCAUAUGAGAAGGAAAAAUGAAGACUAUAGUAUCACAAACACAGAGGAGCUCAAUUUGCCUGCAGACAUUCCUAGUUACUUGUCUUCCCAAGGAACACUGUCUGAGCCACAGGAAGGAUACAGCAACUCUGAGGCAGGCAGUCACCAGCAGCUCAUGCCUCCUGCCAGUGGAUAUAUACACAAAGGCACUGAUGGUGGCACUGGUACCCGGGUGAUCUGCUCAGAUUGUUACGACAAUGCCAACAUAUACUCAAGGACCCGUGAAUACUGUCCAUACACCUAUAUUGCUGAGGAGGAUGUUCUAGAUCAGACACUAUCCAGCCUCAUGGUCCAGAUGCCCAAGGAGACAUUUUUGUCACAUCCUCCCCAAGAUGCCACUGUCUUGGAGAGCCUGAUAUCAGCAGACAGAGAGCUGUCUGCCUUUCCUACUAACAAUGAUAGAAAAAGUGAGAAGAAACUUCCCUGCACACAGAUGAGCAAUGAAACAUUGCAACAGCCUCUGUGGAACAUAAACAGAGAAUUAGGCCUGUCUCAUCCGCCCUUUUCCCAACAACCAGUCCUUGAGUCACCACAACUUCAUCGAAAUGAAGGCCUGGCAGAGAGAGAUCCAGACUCUUCUUCCCCCAUGCCUUGCCACAGGUUACAUGACCAUGCUUUUGAAUUUAGUAGGACUCGGAACAUUCAAGAUGGUAGUGAGGGUACAUGAAACCCACUCUAGGAUAAAAUCUGGGCAGAGACAAAAGUGAACUAAUUUGUACUUACUACCUCAGAGUUCAGAAGAAACCCCAAAGUCAGCAUUUGCUUUACUCUUUGUUCAUGGUUACAUCUGACCACACCAAGGUAGGACAGGCAUUUGGGUUUAUGCCUGAUGAAGGAAGGGUAACAGCUGACAGAAAUGGGUAUAUCAAAUAAAAAUUAUGCAGCACUGGCAGAGGAAAAUACAAGACAAAUGUGCUUCCUGAUGGUUCCAUGGAGAUAUGCCGAGGUGUGCUUUGCCUAUCAGGAAGGUCUGAUUGCUGCUUAACCUGCUGGAAUUAUCUUAAUUCUCAGAACAACCCUGAGAAAACAUUACUGCUUUGAUGUUCUACUCUACCUUCCAAGAGCAAAAAUAACUUUGGAGCCCUCUGGGAAGUGUGCCUGGGGUUCUUCAGUGGUUUUAAGCAGGUAGUUGAGCCUGGGGCUUUGAUAUUCAAGGUCUUCAGCAAGAAUCCCAGUUUGACCAGCUGGUAUUAGGUCAAAAGUUUUUGUAUUCUUGAGGUUUUUUUUUUGGUCCCUAUUGCCCAGGGAACUCAUUGUAAAUAUGUGUGUAUUUAUAAAUAAUUUUUCUAUUCAUUGACCAUGUGUGUUGGUUGUAAUGUAAAUAUUUUUGAUAUGCCAGAAUUAUAUAUAAUGUGUCUCUAGUUAUUAUAUUGACAGCAGCUUCUCAGAUCAAAGAUUUUGUAUAACUUAGAUCUAAAAACUGUCUAAAGUUCUAAAAACUUAUUUGUUAAGUAUAUGUAUAGAGGCAGGGUACUUGGUGAUUAUGCACAUAUAACACAGUCUUGGUGAAAUUAACUGCUUCACGACAGACGGUUCAUACAUUUAAUCAUUUGCCAUCUAUUUACAAGCACCAGGUGACAUUCCCUUUCUAGCAUUAAAAGCCAGGCUGUUUCAGAGCCUGGCUGUCUCAUCACAACCUUAUAAACAGAAGAAGACUUGUUUGGGGACUAUCUUUUUUCAGCAAAAUACUUCAUUGACACGGAAACCAAAGAUUGCUUCUUCCUGUGUUUGUAUUGUUUUUAGGAAGAGCAUACAGAAGAUGUUCCUAUACUAUAAAGCUUUAGAGUGGUCCUUGUUUUUUUUACAAGUGAUUAUUUAAGCCAAAAAGUUUUUUUUUCUUCAAAUUUCAUAGCAAAGAGCUUUAUGUGAAGAAAGAACUUAACAGUCUAAUGAAAUAUAGUGGAUUAAAGUUCUUUCUUUGUGCUGUCAGAUUUCUUUAUACACUGUUUGAUUCUCUAUUCUAAUAAUCUUAACUAUAUAAUUUUAACCUCUUAAAAAUAUCUAAGUCAUGCAUAUCCAGGGUUCUAAACUCACAUCCUUUCUCAGCUUUUUGUCAUAAAGUUUAGCUGAAUUUUCUACUUGGUUUUAAUCAGUUUUUCUCCUGUGGGCAGCAGCACUUCUUUACCUCUUGCACCUGUUACCUUUUUCCUCUUGCACCUGUCAGAGUCUGUUCAUUUUCACUUUGAACUUAAAUAUGACAGUUUUUCUAAACUUUUUCAGUCUGCACUCUCUUCUUAGGAGGUUGUGGUAUUGGUUGUACUGGACUGACAGGAAUUAAGAAACCUGGUUCACUUCUGACUCUGCUCUUUACUAGCUGGGUAAUCAAGCGUGAGUCCUUGGACUUUCCUAGGCUCAAUUUCCUCAUUUAUGAAAUGAGGCAUUUUAUUUUACUAGAUGCUCUUUCCAGCCCUUUCUAGCUCCUUUAGGAGCUGAAGAGGAUUAUGCCACUUUAAUAAAAAGCUGCUUUUGUGAAGUA
Marmota flaviventris (yellow-bellied marmot) is the source of this 6358-nucleotide messenger RNA. The record is from RefSeq and is a predicted model, not a curated record. NCBI's taxonomy places the organism in Eukaryota, Metazoa, Chordata, Mammalia, Rodentia, Sciuridae.